Molecule: messenger RNA, 1113 nt
Organism: Elgaria multicarinata webbii
Lineage: Eukaryota; Metazoa; Chordata; Lepidosauria; Squamata; Anguidae
Exons: 2
Coding region: 1-1113 (370 amino acids)
Biological process (GO): mRNA splicing, via spliceosome
Cellular component (GO): spliceosomal complex
Source: RefSeq, a predicted model, not a curated record
AUGGCUCAGGAAAUUGAUUGGUUAAACAGCCAAGCGGGCCUGUGCCGCGUCGACUUGUACAAGCACGACGUCCCCAAAGACAAGGACUGUGAAGUGGUUUGCUUUAUCGACGUCUCCACCCUGAACCCGAAGGAGAGGGAUCAGAAUAAAGCCAAGAAAACCACGAGCCAGUCCAGUAUCGUUUCGGUUUCCUCCAACGACUUUGACCUGGCCUUGGAGAACCUGGAAGAGAAAGACGUCAUUGUCAUCAAGGACAAUGAACGGAACAAUGCCAUCAACACGGUCUGCCUUUUCAAGCAAGGCUCCUCCGAGGAAGCCAGCGUGGCGAACUGGCUGAACAACGACCUCCAGAAAUACGCCGCCGGAUUCAAGCAGGCCCUGUCCAAUUUUGAACCUCCCCGUAAACCUAAGCCACCAUUGCAUUCAUUGGUUGCCGACAAGUUGUCCCAGAACGCCAACACUUCUUUCCAGGGUUCGGAUGGCAACCUGCUCCUGAUUCCUGAGUUUGCCCACCGGAGCCGCGGCUGCUCUGGUGUCGUUCGGUUUCACCGAACAACCGGGCGGAGGUGUUUUCUUUUCGUGACUGGGCAGGAUGGCAGCGAAGCGAAGCAGGAACCCGAUUUCCUGUCCACCAUUGAAGGGCGGGAAUUGCAAAGCGUUCGGCCAGCCCCACAACCAAAAGAACUUGUUAUUCCCCUGAUCCAGAAGAACCAGUGGAAGAAGCCAGUGGGCUCUGUGCCCCUGCAGGAACAGGAUGGGAUCAACGGUGUUGAGGCCCAAGCCGUCAGAGAGCUCAUUGAAGAAUCAAAGAAGUCACAGGAGCAAUGGGAGAGCGGCACCAAAGUGGACCCCGCAUUUGCCAUCCCUCUUCUCAUGCAGAACCAUGUGCCUGAUGGCUACGAGGAGGGAGAGAAAGUGGAUGUGAGCCUUCGCCCGGAAUCGUCAACCGAUGCAGAUUAUGAGGAGGUGCCAGUGGAAGCCUACGGCCUUGCCAUGCUGAAGGGCAUUUGCUUGAAAGCAGGCGAGGGCAUCGGGCGGACCUUUAAGCAGGAUGUGAAGCCCCCGGAGAAUUGCCUCCGGCCCAAGGGCCUGGGCCUUGGCACAUCAUGCUAG